AUGGGAAUACAACACGCCGGAAUCCGAAUUCUGGCGAUCACGGUAUUCAUCCUCGUAGUUGCCCCUGUUUCCAAUUCCCGCAACAUCCACAGAAUUACAAUCGAAGGUUUCAAUCAAAGAUUCCAACCAAAACACCAUUCCUAUUCCAAGCAUCCAUGGCAUACAACAGCAGCAGCAGCUCCUAAAGAAUCCAGGAAUUACAACACCGACCCGAUUACCGGUGUUUCAAAAAGGGAAACUCCCGGUGGCCCAAACCCUCUUCACAACUGA
Lactuca virosa is the source of this 270-nucleotide messenger RNA. The record is from the annotation of a GenBank genome assembly. Lineage: Eukaryota; Viridiplantae; Streptophyta; Magnoliopsida; Asterales; Asteraceae.